Acipenser ruthenus (sterlet) is the source of this 3431-nucleotide messenger RNA. Its product is annotated as calcium-activated potassium channel subunit beta-2-like. The record is from RefSeq and is a predicted model, not a curated record. The coding region runs from base 211 to 1062 and encodes 283 amino acids. Gene Ontology annotation, molecular function: potassium channel regulator activity; calcium-activated potassium channel activity. The transcript is spliced from 5 exons. Gene Ontology annotation, cellular component: membrane; voltage-gated potassium channel complex. NCBI's taxonomy places the organism in Eukaryota, Metazoa, Chordata, Actinopteri, Acipenseriformes, Acipenseridae. Gene Ontology annotation, biological process: detection of calcium ion; potassium ion transport.
AUUUUGAUCAGCGUUCUUUCUGUCAUUACUACAUUUGCAUCCUAUCACAGCUGAUAUACUUCUGUGUAGGGUUGUUGGUUGUGCUGCACAGUGGCGUGGCCUGAGUUACUGUUGACUGAGAAAUGGGAUCCAGCUGCUAAAAAUGUGUGUUGAUGGAACUCUUCCUGUUUUGGGCUGUGAUAAAUAUGCUUUCCUCCCACAUCCUUCUGUAUGAUUUUUCCAGUGACCCCCACAAAGGAAUCCCCAAUGCAACGAGAAGAAUCUUAUAUCGGGUUUUAUCGUCGCAAAAAGAAAGUUGGGUCUUUUGCUCAUCAGACUCAAAGCUCUGCAGUAAGAAGUGGAGAAGGUGGGAAGUUCAGCAAGAUGUUUCUUUGGACAGGCAGCAGAGCUGCACAGGGCAGCCAAUAUGAAAGAAGGACUGUUUACCAGAAAAUCAGAGAACACAGCUACCUGGAUAAGAGGAAGACGGUGACUGCUCUGAAGGCAGGGGAGGACCGGGCCAUUCUCCUGGGCCUCGCCAUGAUCGUGUGUUCCAUGAUGCUGUACUUCAUCCUGGGGAUCACAAUCCUCCGAUCCUACAUGGAGAGUGUCUGGACGGAGGAGUCGUGGUGCACUGUGCUCAACUCUAGCAACAUAGGAGAUAUGACCUGUACAUUCAGCUGUGGCUCAGACUGCUACGAAGUCUCAAAGUAUCCCUGUCUGCAGGUCUUUGUCAUCCUGAACUCCUCCGGAGAAGUGUAUCGGCUGUCCCACACAGAGGAGACGCUGGAAAUCAAUCCAGAGUGUUUUUAUGUACCAAAAUGCAAAAAGACGUGCAACAUGACUGUAAUCGAGAGCAUUGCUGAGCAUUUCAAAAGGCAUCAACAGUUUCCAUGCUUUCAUGACCGGGAGAGAAAACAAGAGAAUGUCCUUUUGACUAGACUGUACGGGCCCAGCACUCUCUUUCAUUCCCUCUUCUGGCCUACCUGCAUGGCCGUUGGAGGUACCCUCAUCAUCGCCAUGGUGAAGCUCACUCAGUAUCUCUCCUUGCUCUGCGAGAGCAUCAGUAAAAUCAAGAGGUGAAAUGUAAAAGCAAAAAACUGUCUUACACUCCACACCAAAGAACCUUAAGAAGUGUAAAAAAAUGCUAUAUUCCCAAAAUACUGUAUCUGAAAAUUCUUGUUUGCCACAUUUCCUAACACUUUUAUCUUGCUAAUAGGGUCAAGUAUAGAAGCAGUGUAUUCCUCAUUUCUGAACAUUUUGAUCCAGGUCUGUGCAAGGCAACUGUUCCUGCCUGUCAUGUGAAGGCAUUCUAGAACCGAAUACUUCCAGUCACCACCAUUUCUCUUCUGGAAACUCAGUUGCUGUAAGCUUCUCUCGUGUGAAAGAAAAGUAUCAUAAAAAUGGUGGAUGUUAAUGAAAAAACAAUGAAUUUCUUUCAAGCGAGAACACUUUUCAGAAAACCAGCAAGAAAGGAAAAGGAAGUUUAUCCAUCAAGUUUAAAGCCAAGAAAUACCAAUACGCAGAGCCAAACUGAAAGUGAAAUGGAUUGCAAUGCUGUUGCAAGUAUGUUCAAAUCAGUGAUGCUCAAGUAAUGCCUGUUGGAGGAUCAGGACUGUGGGGUGGUAUAACACAAACUCUAACCAAAAUAUCAGGUAAAAAUGUGUAUGUAUUCAUGUCAUGACAUGCUUCUUCUCAUGCUUAGGUCUUAUAUUCACAAAGCCAAAUGAAUGAAGGACAGGCCAUUUUUAUACAUUCAAGUGUAACCCAUUGUGCACAUCUCAAGAGGUGUAACGUGAUUAUUUUCUAUACAGGUGGAAAAGAGAGAAUAAAAUCGGUAGCCAUCACACAGUAAAGUAAUGGACAGUUUAUUGGGAUUAUAUUUUAUUGUGCUACUUUGUUGCAUUAUAAUUCACACCGUCCUUGGACAACAAUGCUAGUGUGACAAGCUAUGCCCUUGACCCCUUGGUGCUAGAAGUAAUCAAUUGGCUUACUGAUGACAAAUGUGAACUGUCAUGUGACGUCCCAGAUACCCGACAUGCAAGACAUUCCCAGCGAGGCAUUUAGAAACAGUUUCCCUGUUCCAUGGAGGUUCAAACGCACUAGACAAAAAUUGUUUAAGAAAUUGCUUGUGAAGUUUUUUGUACUGUUGAUGCUUUUUUCUUUUUAUAAAUAACCUGGGGCCAACAGGAAGCAAUGGGUUAUGGGCAUUUUCCAACAGAAUAAUACUGUUUAAAAGAAUGUUAUUUAAUUAAAAAACUAAAUGUUGCCAAUGCAUAGAAGUUUAACAUUGAGGAUCACACUCAUAAGUCGGUUGCUAUUAUACAUGUCUUGACUGACAACACCAUUAUGAUAUAAAAUGAUAAAUAAAGAAAUCUGGAGCAGCUGCAAAAAUCUGGAUCAUUUAUAAAUCUCCAAGGAUUUCCCCAAAUGAUUUGAAAAAAACGACAGAGGUGACCAAAGCUGGCCCUUCGCUUCUGGUCUUUGUUCCAAGCCUGCUCUAAAUUGUUUAAUUGAACCAAUUAAACCUCCAUCCAGACUCUGAAGUAGUUAAUUAUAUCAUUUGACCUGUUAAGUGGAAUGGCUGUCCAGGACAGUGAUUGGACACCCCUGACUUAUGACAUAGAUCCACCAUGGACAUUCAACAGUGUUUUGUCCAUAAAGACUUUGGAUUACUUUUUGCCUUACUAGAGAUAUACUUGAACUUCAGCCAAAAGAAAAAAAAUACAUAUAUAGUUAGAGUACUGACUGUAUUCAUAGCUAACAUAUUUCACAAUCUCCUACGUCUGGGUUCAGGUCUCCUUUCGGUGGGGUUUUUACAGGAGAGGGCUAGAACAUAGGGAGUUAGUAACUGACCUUAGAAACCAACUCUGAGGCAGACCUUUCCAUAGCUUGAGGAGCUCAAGAAGACCAAGAUUAAUUAGUGGAUGCACUUUCCCCACUAUAAACUAAAGUGAUAUACAUCUAGAAGCUGACUCCUACAGCCACCUGUAUUAAAAUAAGUGCCACCUGCUCCCCUUUUUUUAAUAGAUCAAUACAUCCGUUCUGAACAUAAGAAUUUAUAAUGCAGUAAAACUUGUAUUAACAGGUCACCCGAAUUGAUUUUAUUACAUUGUUUAUGUAAGUGAAUGAACUUGUCUUUGGUCGACACCAAUGCUCAAUCAAUGUUAAUUCAGGUUUCACUGCAGAAUAUUGAUGUUACUGAUUCACUUCUAUUCAGUUAAUGCAAAUUUCCUUUCACAAAACUGCAAUUGUUUCCUGUUAUAUUGUCAUUCCAGCUCUGGUAUUGUAUAAUUUAUCUCACAAAGCACAUUUGUCUAGUAUUAGAAGCCCUGUAUUAGAUAAAUAACUGUUUGUCAAACUUCUGUUGAUAAAGUUUUAAAAAUUCACAUAGUGACUUACUUUUCUAUUUCGCUAACGAUUAAAAAAUAAAGGUGAUCAUUUUUAGAUGA